CCAAUAAUAACAUGCUGUUAUUAUUCUACCUAUGAAAAAAAAAAAUGUAAACUCCUUCCCUCCACUACCUCCCUGGCCUCUAUCCUCCACUACCUCCCUGGCCUCCUCCCUCCACUACCUCCCUGGCCUCCUCCCUCCACUACCUCCCUGGCCUCUUCCCUCCACUACCUCCCUGGCCUCUUCCCUCCACUACCUCCCUGGUCUCCUCCCUCCACUACCUCCCUGGCCUCCUCCCUCCACUACCUCCCUGGCCUCCUCCCUCCACUACCUCCCUGGCCUCCUCCCUCCACUACCUCCCUGGUCUCCUCCCUCCACUACCUCCCUGGUCUCCUCCCUCCACUACCUCCCUGGUCUCCUCCCUCCACUACCUCCCUGGCCUCUUCCCUCCACUACCUCCCUGGCCUCUUCCCUCCACUACCUCCCUGGCCUCCUCCCUCCACUACCUCCCUGGCCUCGUCCCUCCACUACCUCCCUGGCCUCCUCCCUCCACUACCUCCCUGGCCUCCUCCCUCCACUACCUCCCUGGCCUCCUCCCUCCACCUCCUCCCUGGCCUCCUCCCUGGCCUCGUCCCUCCACUACCUCCCUGGCCUCGUCCCUCCACUACCUCCCUGGCCUCGUCCCUCCACUACCUCCCUGGCCUCGUCCCUCCACUACCUCCCUGGCCUCGUCCCUCCACAACCUCCCUGGCCUCCUCCCUGGCCUCUUCCCUCCACUACCUCCCUGGCCUCGUCCCUCCACUACCUCUCUGGCCUCCUCCCUCCAUUCUGUCCUAUGUACAGUGCAUUCAAAAAGUAUUCACCUCCUUGACUUUUUGAACAAAAAACAAUUACGUUACAGCAUUUUUCUAAAAAUUGAUUAAGUGUCAUUUUUUACUUUUCAAUCUCCACAAUACCCCAUAAUGACAAAGGGUCAACAGGUUUAGAAAUUGAGCUCUAGUACAUUCUGUUUUCAAUGAUCCUUGAUGUUGGAUGUUGACAGUGCGUGUCAGAGCAAAAACCAAGCCAUGAGUUGGAAGGAAUUGUCCAUUGAGCUCCGAGACAGGAUUGUGUCGAGGCACCGAUCUGUGGAAGGGUACUAAAAAAUGUCUACAGCAUUAAAGGUCCCCGAGAACACAGUGGCCUCCAUCAUUCUUAAAUGGAAAAAGUUUGGAACCACCAAGACUCUUCCUAGAGCUGCUGCCCGGCCAAACUGAGCAAUCGGGGGAGAAGCACUCCACCAAUCAGGCCUCUAUUGUAGAGUGGCCAGACGAAAUCCACUCCUCAGUAAAAGGCACAGCCCACUUGGAGUUUGCCAAAAGGCACCUAAAGGACUCAGACCAUGAGAAACAAGAUUCUCUGGUUUGAUGAAACCAAGAUUGAACUCCUUUGCCUGAAUGCCAAGUGUCCCUUCUGGAGGAAACAUGGCAGCAUCCCUACGGUGAGGUGUGGUGGUGGCAGCAUCCCUACAGGGAAUCACGGUGGUGGCAGCAUCCCUAUGGUGAGGUGUGGUGGUGGCAGCAUCCCUACGGUGAGGCGUGGUGGUGGCAGCAUCCCUACGGUGAGGCGUGGUGGUGGCAGCAUCCCUACGGUGAGGUGUGGUGGUUGCAGCAUCCCUACGGUGAGGUGUGGUGGUUGCAGCAUCCCUACGGUGAGGUGUGGUGGUUGCAGCAUCCCUACGGUGAGGUAUGGUGGUGGCAGCAUCCCUACGGUGAGGUGUGGUGGUUGCAGCAUCCCUACGGUGAGGUGUGGUGGUUGCAGCAUCCCUACGGUGAGGUGUGGUGGUGGCAGCAUCCCUACGGUGAGGUGUGGUGGUGGCAGCAUCCCUACGGUGAGGUGUGGUGGUGGCAGCAUCCCUACGGUGAGGUGUGGUGGUGGCAGCAUCCCUACGGUGAGAUGUGGUGGUGGCAGCAUCCCUACGGUGAGGUGUGGUGGUUGCAGCAUCCCUACGGUGAGGUGUGGUGGUUGCAGCAUCCCUACGGUGAGGUGUGGUGGUGGCAGCAUCCCUACGGUGAGGUGUGGUGGUGGCAGCAUCCCUACGGUGAGGUGUGGUGGUGGCAGCAUCCCUACGGUGAGGUGUGGUGGUGGCAGCAUCCCUACGGUGAGGUGUGGUGGUUGCAGCAUCCCUACGGUGAGGUGUGGUGGUUGCAGCAUCCCUACGGUGAGGUGUGGUGGUGGCAGCAUCCCUACGGUGAGGUGUGGUGGUGGCAGCAUCCCUACAGGGAAUCACGGUGGUGGCAGCUUCCCUACAAGGAAGCAUGGUGGUGGCAGCAUCAUGCUGUGGGGAUGUUUUUCAGCGGCAGGGACGGGCAAACUUGAGGCUGUAAUCGCUGCCAAAGGUGCUUCAACAAAGUACUGAGUAAAGGGUCUGAAUUCUUAUGUAAAUGUGAUAUUUCAGUAUUUUCUUUGUAAUACAUUUGAAAAGAAUAAGGCUGUAAUGUAGCAAAAUGUAGGAAAAGUCAAAGGGUCUGAAUACAAAUGCACUGCAAUUAGACCACUCUAACACAUCUCUCCAUCUCCCUCCCACCGAUUAAUGUGAUAAACUGUCUGCAUCUGUUCUGUUCACCAGAAAGGUUCUCAUUUCCUAAGGUAUUAAAUGGUUACCUCUACCUAUACUGUCUGUCUGUUGGUCUAACCCGUGUUUAU
Oncorhynchus keta (chum salmon) is the source of this 2622-nucleotide messenger RNA. Its product is annotated as loricrin-like. Bases 1319 to 2335 code for a protein of 338 amino acids. Lineage: Eukaryota; Metazoa; Chordata; Actinopteri; Salmoniformes; Salmonidae. The transcript is spliced from 2 exons. The record is from RefSeq and is a predicted model, not a curated record.